Molecule: messenger RNA, 432 nt
Organism: Coffea eugenioides
Lineage: Eukaryota; Viridiplantae; Streptophyta; Magnoliopsida; Gentianales; Rubiaceae
Exons: 1
Coding region: 1-432 (143 amino acids)
Source: RefSeq, a predicted model, not a curated record
AUGAAAUUCCUUAAAAUCUAUGAAGCUGCCUCAGGACAACUGAUCAAUCUGGACAAAUCAGCAGUCUUUUUUAGUAGAAACAUGCACUAUGAGCAAAGGGCAGAAGUAUGCCAAGCACUGGGAGGGAUGGUUGAAGCAAAGCAAGGGAAAUACUUGGGACUUCCAAUGGUGAUUUCAAGAACUAAGGAUCGGAUCUUUGGCUUCGUAAGAGAAAACAUAAAAAGAAGACUUCAGAACUGGAAAAACAAAUUUCUCAGCUCAGCAGGGAAAGAGGUAAUGUUGAAGGCAGUUGCAAUGGCCAUGCCAACGUACGUCAUGUCAUGUUUUAAGCUGCCAAGAAAACUUUGCAAAGAAAUUAGUGCUUUGAUGGCCAACUUCUGGUGGGAAGAAACAAAUGGCAGGAACAAAAUGCACUGGAUUUCUUGGGAAUGA